Molecule: messenger RNA, 2077 nt
Organism: Vollenhovia emeryi
Lineage: Eukaryota; Metazoa; Arthropoda; Insecta; Hymenoptera; Formicidae
Product: testis-expressed sequence 10 protein homolog
Exons: 5
Coding region: 215-2062 (615 amino acids)
Cellular component (GO): MLL1 complex; nucleus
Source: RefSeq, a predicted model, not a curated record
UAUCUGGGAUGGUUUCCGAACGCAGAUGUGGUUCACGUAGUUGUGUAUUAUUUUCGAAUCAAAUAACCUCAAAUUUAGGAUACUUAGUUUUCCAUGCGAAAUCUGCGUAUGUUGUAUCACAUAAUUUUGUAGGUUAAAAGUGUCCACUCAGAAAAGAAGAAUUAGUACAUGAUAUAAGGUACUGCUUUGUAAUUAAUACAAAUAUAUCGAAGACAUGAGUAAAAAUCAUAAACGUUCGAAACGACUGAAGUCGGAAAAGUCGAAAGUAAAGUUGAAAGCUAAGAAAUCCACCAAUCAGUUACCAAAAGGCUUGAACAUUACGGAUACAUCGUUCAAAGUGAAGAAGAUAUUGAUACGCGAACAAUUGAAGCAACGGAAUGAAACGGAACUUCUCAGCACUCGCAAAUUGAAUAUUGACGAUUUGUUAACGCGUUUUCGACAUCAUAAUCCGUCUGUAAGAGAAGGUGCCUUGAGUCAAUUGAAAGACAUCUUGUCGAGAAAUCCACCAAAGUCUUUGCAUUCGCGAUUGAAUUCUUUGCUACGUGGUAUUGCGGCUUUGUCUCUGGAUAAAGAGAGAGAUGUACGAAGAAGUUCUUUUCACGCGCUCGACUUUAUUCUCGGCAGUAUCUCAAACGAACAGCUGAUACCCUUGCGUGAAAUUGUAAUAUCGUAUUUGAGCUGUGCCAUGACGCACAUUGAUCCACGUGUCAAGCAAGAUUCUCUACUUUUCCUGGACGUGCUCGUGCGGAAUUGCGACGGUGUAUUGGCGAGGGAUAGCCAUAAGAUAUUACCCAAUUUUUUGAACAUGAUUUGUAGAUUACAUAACGAAGUUAGGCCUGGGGCACGUUUAACGACGACUCUGAAUUCCACGAGCACCGAUGUGAGAUGGAAGAAUAAGGUUCUGGAACGUUUAGCUAAUAUGCUUGUCUCUGUUGUAAAUUGUAGAAAGCUUGCGACAACGCGGUCGAACGUGCUUCCAAUCGCAAGAGCGAAAAGAUACGUUCCCGUUUAUAGUAACGAUGCGACUCGAGCCCACGAAAUCAGUCUUGAGGACGUGAGCUCGAUGGGUAGUUGCGUGGAAGAAACACUAUCUAUGCAGGAAUUCAUGAAGUAUGUAGGUUUAUUGAUGCCGUUGAUAUCUGAUAUUUGGCUCGAGGUGUGCCCGGAUGAAAAAGUCGACAGCUACACAGAGCUUACGAUUUCGAGUGAGGCAACCGCGUUAUUGAAGAAUAUCGUUGUAAUUGUACGCUCGAUUGUGGAGUACAUCGAUACGUUUGAUCGCGACGAUUGUAACGUCGAUCGUAUGAGGCACUGGUUCAAGGAUACGUUUCACGAGGCGUAUAUGAAGAAUUUUCUGUCGAGAUUCCCGUAUACUGAAGUAAAGCUGCUCGUUAACGAAUACAGGAAACGUCAACGGGAUUUCUCUCAAAUAGACUUUACAGAUGGAUGUUUGGAACAAAACUUGGGACUUUGUCAAAUUCACGUAUGGUUUACAUCCCUGUUUGGCCGUAACGAACAAUUUCCCAAGUCUACCAAGACCCAUUGCUUGUCCAUUGUAAAAUAUUUAAAUGGCGUUAUUGAAAAUUGGUGCGACUCGGCCGCUUUGUCGCAACUAAUUGAGCUUUUAAGAACUUUGUUUUUGAAAGCUGCUCCAGUUUGGUAUACCAACCGUAUUAGUUUAAGCCAUACUUUACAAUUGCUUAUUGAAGCAUCCUCUCGUUUAUCUAAGAAAGAAUUGCAAUCGCAUUUGUACCUGACUAUCGGCGACAUUAUGUUGAAAAGCGAUUUAAAUGAGUUACACAGAGAGAAGACGUUUGAGAGCUUUGUUACGAUUUUACCGAGCUUACUCCUUCGGCCAAGCAUAGAUGACGUUGUAAUUCGAAUGAUCAAUCAAAUUGUUUUACGUUUCAAGGAAUGGAUCCGCAAAGAAUUGAUAGCUAGCCACGAAUCGAUUAUCGAAAAUGCUAAAAAGAUGGAAAUUGUGGGUUCGCACAAUGAUAAACAAUCGAGACUUAUGAUUUGUAAUCUAUUUUACUUUAUAGAUUCACAGAUUUACUAUUAAAUAACAAAUUGAGUA